This is a messenger RNA of Rubroshorea leprosula, 1325 nucleotides long. The record is from the annotation of a GenBank genome assembly. Lineage: Eukaryota; Viridiplantae; Streptophyta; Magnoliopsida; Malvales; Dipterocarpaceae.
AUCACAAUUCACCAAAGCCAACCCUUCCCCACUCACUUCUUGGUUGUCUUACCAUCUUAGAUUCAAACCCAAUUUUUUGCUUUUGUCUUCUUCUCUGCAAAGGUCCUCAUUCUUCAGACAAGAAUCUCCAGGCAUUCACAGACAGCACAGAUAGAUCUCUCUACUUGCUGUCCAUCUUGACCAGAGUAUCCUAAAAAUACCAAGCAUAUAAACAGCAAUGCAGAUUUUCCAUUGGUUCUUUAAGGUAGCUCCUAGUCCUUCCAACAAGGAGACUUCAAAUGAUCAAGAAGCCAUAUCAAAAGAUAUAAUUUUGUUCGAGUAUAGAAGAUCAAAGAGCAAUAAGAAGUUCAAGCCAUUUACAUUCAUAUGCACAAGGGAGGUUGCAGAGGCUUGCUUCUACAGCAGCAUUUAUUUGAAUAGGGUUGGUAGCUCCGAGAGAAGACAACGUUCGGUUUACCCUAAGAAAAUGAAGAAAGGAGAGGUUGCUAAAGGCCUAGCAGGUCACAAGGCAGCAGAUUCUGCAACUACUCAUGCCGGAUGCAAAGUUUUGCCACUAAGCGAGGUGGCAAUGUCAUCCUCGGCCACCACCACUUCCAACGAUCAAAGCAACACCGCCGGUAAGAAGAAAGAUAAAAUCAAAGAAAAUAAAACCAAAGCCAUCUCUAGAAUGAAGGAGCUCUUGAGAUGGGCUGCAGCAGCAAAAUCAGAGAAAGGAGUAAAGGCCUUUAGCAAAAAGGUUCUGCAUUUCCGUAACAGGGGAAACCUGAAGGCAGUACCGGAUUACGAUCAGCUCAGCAAUGAGUCUCCCAAGAUCAGUUUCCGGUGGGAGGUGGACAGCUGCUCCACCACUUCCUCCGUCUACUCUGGGAUUUCAAUGGCUUCUUCCUCAAGAAACUAUCAAAGUUGCAACAUAGCAUCAUUGAAUUCAACUCCUUUAUAUGACAUGAAUAUCUCUGCCCCCAGGAAAGGAAAUUGGAUCACUACAGAUUCCGAGUUCGUCGUGUUAGAACUAUGAAGAAUCCAUGUUUCUAUGGGCGAAUCGGGUAUAUUAGUGUAGAAGAAACAAUAACCCUAGUUGAGUUUUCGUAUUUGUCCUGUAAGAGAUAUUUUUAAGUGUAACAUCAAUGUAAUGAAUUUACGAAAUGUAGCAUGACAGCUUUGUUAAGAUGGCCUACAUAGAUAAUUAACUUGUCCAAUGCUUCAACUUCCAAGUUAUUACAUGGGAAUUUUUGGUGCAUGUCGAUUGGGAAUUAUGAGGGGAUGAUUUUAGAAUUGAUGUAAUGUAUGAAGGUCGAUUAACCUUGUAAUAAAGGUCUAAGGAAAUG